This is a messenger RNA of Nymphaea colorata (pocket water lily), 612 nucleotides long. RefSeq names its product cysteine-rich repeat secretory protein 38-like. The coding region runs from base 1 to 612 and encodes 203 amino acids. The transcript has a single exon. The record is from RefSeq and is a predicted model, not a curated record. NCBI's taxonomy places the organism in Eukaryota, Viridiplantae, Streptophyta, Magnoliopsida, Nymphaeales, Nymphaeaceae.
AUGCCUUUCGAAUCUUUUAACUCUUCUUCUUGCUGUGCUGCAACAUUCUCCUCCGUUGGUGUACCCGAGCAAUCAAAAUAUGUUUUGAGCGUUGAAGAUAAACUGAGAGAAAACUUCUACAUCUACAGUUCGUGCUUUACAAGCGAUGGAUUUUUCCCCACCUACAGGCAAAACUUGGAGCAGCUAUUUUGCUCCCUGGUCGACGCCUUUCCCUCCGGUGGCUUGGAUAACACCUCCAUUGGCAAAGCCCCAAACACGGCCUAUGGGCUUACGCUCUUUCGCGGUGACGCCUCUGCCGAUAUAUGCUCGAACUGCACAGCUAUCGCCGCCGAGACGAUCAAGGCCAAAUGCCCAAAUAGCAGGUCCGCCAUGAUAUGGCACUCGUCCAGCUUACUUCGUUUCUCCGAUACGCGAUUCUUCGGGACCAUUGGUGAGAGCGAGAAGGCCGGCGGAGAUUUUGUGGACUCAUUAGCGAGGAACGCUGCUAGUAACCCGAAGAUGUACUCUACAAGGGUACAGCGGCAGGGCAACUAUACCAGCUAUGGAAUGGCGCAGUGCACCAGAGACCUUACUGUUAACAGAAACACCAGCUCUGUAUUACUUGAGAGAUGA